CUUUUGAAGAGAACCAUGUCUCGCCAGUCUGUCUGCAGGAGCUUUGGAGUUGGGAGCAAAAGGGGAUUCAGCUCCUGCUCUGCUGUUGGUGGUGGCUUUGGAGGCAGUGGCCGGAGCAGGAUCAGCUACAGCUCGUUCUCCACAUCCCGGGGGAUUGGAGGUGGCGGCGGACGCUGUGGAGGAUUCAGCAGCCGGAGCCUCCACAACCUGGGGGGCAGCACAAGGAUUUCCAUGGGCAGCUCUUACGGCAGUGGCUACGGAUGUAGAAUUGGUGGCUUUGGUGGAGGAUUUCCAGGAGGAUUUGGUGGCAUUGGAGGAGGUGUCAUUGGUGGAGGAAUGGGCGGCUUUGGUGGCCCCGUCAGAGGUGGCCCUGGGUUCCCUGGAGGCAUCCAACCGGUGCAGGUGGACCCAACCCUCCUGCGGCCAGUCCACGUUGACAUUGACCCUCAGAUCCAGCAAGUGAAGUGCCAGGAGAAGGAGCAGAUCAAGACUCUGAACAACCAGUUUGCCUCCUUCAUCGACAAGGUCCGAUUCCUGGAGCAGCAGAACAAGGUGCUCUCCACCAAGUGGGAGCUGCUCCAGCAGCAAGGGCCAUCGGGGCCCAGGAAGAACCUGGAUGUGAUCUUUGAGAAUUACAUCCAGAACCUGCGGAGGAGGCUGGAGUCCCUACUGGGACAGCGGGGCCAGCUGGAGUCGGAGCUGCAGAACAUGCGGCAGUACGUGGAGGAGUUCAAAACCAAGUACGAGGAGGAGAUCAACCGCCGCACGGCUGCUGAGAACGAGUUUGUGGUGCUGAAGAAGGAUGUGGACUGUGCCUACAUGACCAAAGUCGAGCUGGAAGCCAGGGUGGGAGCUCUGACAGACGAAAUCAACUUCCUGAGGUGCAUCUAUGAGGAGGAGCUGUCUCAGAUGCAGACGAUCAGUCGGGAUCUGUCCGUGGUGGUGUCCAUGGACAACAACCGGCACCUGGACCUGGACAGCAUCAUCGAGGAGGUUCGGCGCCACUAUGAGCAGAUUGCCCAGAGCAGCCGGGCUGAGGCCGAGGCCUGGUACCAGAGCAGGUAUGAGGAGCUCCAGAACACUGCUGGAAAACACGGGGACAGCCUCCGCAACACCAAGAUGGAGAUCCAGGAGCUGACCAGGAAUGUCCAGAGGCUGCGGGCUGAGAUUGAGAAUGUGAAGAAGCAGAACCAGCAGCUUCAGGCAGCCAUUGCUGAGAUUGAGAAUGUGAAGAAGCAGAACCAUCAUCUCCAGUCAGCCAUUGCUGAGGCUGAGGAGAGGGGGGAGAUGGCCACCAAGGAUGCCAGGAGGAAGCUGGAAGAGCUGGAAUGUGCCCUGAGCAAGGACAAGGAGGAGCUGGCUCGCCUGCUGAAGGAGUACCAGGAGCUGCUGAACAUCAAGAUUGCCCUGGAUGUUGAGAUCGCCAUGUACAGGAAGCUGCUGGAGGGCGAGGAGAACAGGCUCUGCCUAGAGAACCCCUCCAACGUGAACGUCUCUGUGGUGGGCAGAACGACCGUGUGCGGAGGCAGACCCGGCAGCUUUGGAGCCAGCAACGGCCUGGCAGGAGGAGUGUGCGCGGUUGGCGGUGGGAACGUCGUCGUGGGCAGCUGUGGUGUGGGAGGAGGGAUCCUCAGUGGUGGCUUCUCCUCUGGGAGUGGGAGGGUGUGUAGCACUGCGGGUGGCAACUUCGUGGCCGGGGGGGGCUCCUCCUCAGUGCGGAGAUGUGUCACCACCACGACAGUCAAAUCCUCUGGGGUCAAAUACUGAGCCCUCGCCUCCGUCCUCCCAGGGAAAGCAGCACCUUCCUCUUCCUCCCACCAGCAGCACAGCCCCUUCCAUCCCCAUCGCUAUUCAGGAGGAAACAGUUUCUGGGGGAGAUCUCCCCAGAGUGAGAGUGGAAACCAGACACAUCCCUCUGGUCCCGCCUGGAACAUCUCCCUCGCGAGUCCCCGGCACUGCAGAGCUCCCCGGGGCUGUGCACCAGCUGAGCAGGAGCCUGUGGAAAUCUGCUCUUUCCUGACACUUUUCAAGGCCCGUGUUUCCCCCGUGCCCCCCGUGGGUCCCCCCACCCUGCUCCAGCUGCGUCAGGAGCCCACAUGAACAGAAGGAAGGAGAUGAUGUCCCAUACUCAGAUUUAGGAGUGAGAAACAGGUCUCUGGAGUUGUCCACCUUCCCCAGGUGGAGUAAUUUGGCAGCUUUAAUGUUUCAUGGAUCUUUUCCCUUUUCUCCUUCCCACCUGGAGUGUGUGGCCCUGUUACCCCCCUCUGUCGUGUGAAUCAGCUGCUUCC
Ficedula albicollis (Collared flycatcher) is the source of this 2288-nucleotide messenger RNA. Its product is annotated as keratin, type II cytoskeletal 6B. The transcript has 11 exons. Gene Ontology annotation, biological process: intermediate filament organization; keratinization. NCBI's taxonomy places the organism in Eukaryota, Metazoa, Chordata, Aves, Passeriformes, Muscicapidae. The coding region runs from base 16 to 1767 and encodes 583 amino acids. The record is from RefSeq and is a predicted model, not a curated record. Gene Ontology annotation, cellular component: keratin filament. Gene Ontology annotation, molecular function: structural constituent of skin epidermis.